Darwinula stevensoni is the source of this 2458-nucleotide messenger RNA. Lineage: Eukaryota; Metazoa; Arthropoda; Ostracoda; Podocopida; Darwinulidae. The record is from the annotation of a GenBank genome assembly.
GCCAAAUGACCAAAACGUACAAUGAUAUCGACGCCGUUACCAAGCUGUUGGAAGAAAAAGAGAAAGAUUUGGAGCUGGCAGCACGAAUCGGACAGCAGCUCUUGGGACGCAAUCACGCUCUUGAAGAUAGGAUUGCCGCGUUAGAGGGAGAAUUGGCUUUGGCUAAUGACACCUGUACCCAGCUUCGCCAUGAACUCCAGCUCAAGUCGGAAUUACUGCACAUUUACAAUGCCGAUGGGGACCCCGAUUCGGAAGCAGGAACUCCCCAGGGGGUCAGGCUCUUCAAUCUAGAGCUCUUCCAGAGGAGAGUAAAAGCAUUGGAAGAAGAAAAUACUUCCCUGAGGCAAGAAACUCUAUACCUGCAACAGGAAACCUCUGCAUGUGAAUCAAAGGAAAGGGAUCUCAUCAAUGAUGUUGCAAAGGAGCUAUGUGAGACGAAGUUGCAAGUCAAAUGCCUCUCAGAAGAACUUGCCAAGAAAAUAGAUGAGAAUUUUCGUCAGCAAGAGGAGCUCACCUCCCUGCUAGCCCAACUCAUAGAUCAUCAAACAAAGGGCAAAAAGUUGUCUGCUGAGAAUGAAGAACUGUCCAGUCACCUGCUAGCUGCAAAAGAGGCCCAAUUGGAACUGACAACAGAGCUGGCAGAUUUCAAGUUGAAGUAUGCUGAAGUGCUGGCCUUACUCAGAGAUACGCAAGAACAGCUGAAGCAAACCAAGGAAGAGACAUACUCAGGUCCUCUGCCAUGGGCUAAUAAUUAUUUCAAUCCAGAGAGCCUUGCAGCUGAAAUAGAACAGUCACUUGCAGAGGAAAUCCACCAAGAGUGCCAACAAAAGAUGUCUGCAACAAUCAAGAAGGUCUUUGAAACGUUUCGAUGUGUCAACAAAACUCCUGUCCCCCCAUCAUAUUUGGCGAUUCCCACUCAGGCCUUAACAAAUCCAUCCUCUCCCUACAUGCCUCUCCCUUGUCCUAUCCAGUCUUCCACAACCAUAAUGUCAUGGAGCAAUCAGAGCUAUCCCAGUUUUGAUUCUGCUCUCUUCAGUGAUUCAGAUUUGUCUGGUCUAACAGACGAGGAGUCUCUCUACCCGUCAACAAGUAAAGCUGGGGUACCAGGCUAUCCGGGAUCAAAAGACCUCCAGACUGCUUUGCAAAAACUUGAUCCCCUGGAUGUUUACAAGCGAAGAGAUCAGUUGGGCAGCAUCAGUGCAAGUGACUGGGAGACUUCACCUUCUGAUGAUUUAUCAAGAUCCCCAAGACCAACAUCUUGGGUCCCUCCACCUCCAGGUUGUAGGACUCCAGACUCCAUCAUGAGCCUUGGGAGCCUUCAGUCUCAGUUUAGUUCUAAAGCCAGUGCUAAUCCACUCAAUCAAUGGAAGGCUUCUGAAAAACUUCAGUUGGUGAAACCUUUUGAGGGCUCUAUGACACUGCAUCAAUGGUCUCGAUUGGCUACACCCCACAUGGCAACAGUACUGGAUGAGAGACCUGGUAUACAGCAUAGAUCCACAGCUACUGCUGGAUUAUUCAAAAACUCAUUGAAGGAAGAGCUUGAAGAUGCUGCAACUGCAACAUCACAAGAGACACCUUCAUCUUCAGAAGUCAUUAAUCCUGGAAAAGCCUUUGGCUUCACAAACAGCGUCUAUACCUACACCAAUUCAACUGUCUUGCAUCCUGAUGAUACUACCUUAGUCACUCCCAGCCUUCAACGAACUCACAUGUCCUCAAAAGUGAAAGAUGAAUUCAGUCUUUGGGCUAUUUCAAGAAAAAGUGCUGCACUCUUGAAACAGACAUUCAUUGGUGAUGCAUCUCGAACAGGAUCCCUAAGAAAAAAGGGAUCAAGAAGGCUGUCUUCUUCAGUGUCAUCUGAAGGUAGCCCCAGUGCUGCUCCUUCUACAGGAUACCAGCUGGUUGAUCAAGUUGAGAAGAUUGGGCUGACAAACCUUAUGGCUUCUCCACCAACAUUUGUUCCUAUGAUGUUUCCGGGUGGCCCAGUGUGUUCCAGGUCCAAGCGUAGCCCCAUGAUGCAACUCACUAGUCUCAAAGCCUUGUCACAAAGACCAGGCUAUAGAAAGAAAGUGCCUUCAGGUGAUGAAAAGCAAACCAAUUUGAGCUCUGGUGCUUGUACCUCCAGUGAGAAGAAACUGCCAAGCCGAGUUAUCGCUUCCACCUUUGGAGUACCAGGAAAGCCAGGCUCUGGAAUCUUGGCUACUAAACUUCGCCAGUUUGGGAAAGUGCGGCCUGAUCUAGGCAAAGUGACUCCUAGAAAACCUGUCAGUGGAAAGGAGGAAGAUUCAGGGAUGGGUACUCUGUCAUUCCUAUCAUUUGGGAGAAAGGGAGGUCUCUUGUAGCAGUGGAGGUAAUUAGUGUCCCAAUUUUCAAUUAAGUAUUUUUAUGGGAAUGUAGGGGCUGCUUUCAACUAUUGCAUCUCUGCUAUAAAGUUUUUCAUUACUUUACAUAUCAGUUGUAG